AUGAAGGUCAUCAUUAAAAGAAAUUCAGAGCACGACCCAGAGUUCCUCAACGAAGACGUGGCAGCAGAAGUUGUGGACCGCCGGAGCAUGGUGCAGCUCCUCAAGCGGACGUUAACCUUGGACUCCAACCAGAGGAUCCUACCCCAAUGCGGCCUUACACCAUCCUUUCAUCAACAUGCACCACUUAUGCAUGUACCCAGACUACAACCACUACUAUGAGAAGUCCACUCGUGAGGCCCUGAUUCAGGAUACAGCUCCAGAGGGAGACAGCUGUAGGUCUCACCAUCUGAAUGCAGAGAGGGGCCAGCGGUUCCUGUACCCCAGGGAGAAGGGGACCCACCAGUCAUGUCCCCUGGGUCAAAAUCACCAUGACCAGAGGGAGGGCUACCCACCAUUCUCAGAGCGCUUCCAAGGUAACAAUGGGGUUCUCUCCCAGCAGACCCCAGUGCCCAGUGAGCCUUAGUCCCCCACAGCGCUAUUUGAAGACCUGAUGGAGAGCCUGUGCAUUGUGGAUGAGGCCAACCUGGAGGCCACCAUGGGGGUAUGGGCGGAGGAGGAUGCCCAGUGUGCCUUCCAUCUGUCCAGCUCUGUGAAACCCUCAGAUCUCCAAGCCGGCCUCCAACCAAGUGAAAGCGGUGCCUUCCAGGAGACUGAGCUAGACUGUCCUCCUAUAGGCUCCACCAGCAGAGAUGACCCAGAGAGUGGCUCCAAGCUGUCCUAUUUCACCAGGCUGUGAGAACCAGCGCCUGAGGCAGCCAGUGGCCAGAUCCUUGCGGUCCGAUCCUACCCACGGGUUGAGCUACACCUCUGGGCCCCAGAUGGACAAAGCAGGUGAGCCCAAAGGCUCCAGUCUCUUUUCUAGGGACUCCACCACCCAACAGGACCUUGCAGGGCCCAGGGAGCAGGCAGAGGCAAAGGAGGCAGCCUGUGUUUAUGGCUUGGAGGUAAGAGUAUGUAGUUUUGGAGAUAAGAAAAUAAUUGUCAGUAGAGAUUAGAACCAUAAUACUGUAUAAAAUGCUGUGGGGAUUACAAUUCUGGAACGGUUUUGUCAUUUUCCAUUUUGGUGUCCCACUCUCCCACAGGAGGUCCAGUUUCUCAAUUUUUAACCUGAAGGCUACUCCUGUGAACAAGAUCCCACACCAUACUGUGGGAAACAGGCUGACUAAGUAUGGUUCCCAAUCAGAGACAACAAGCAACAGCUGAUUCACGUUGCCUCUGAUUGAGAACCACACUGGCCAACAUAGAAACACAAUUCUAGAACGAACAGAAAUGAAAACUCACACCCUGGCUCAACAUACUAGAGUCCCCAGAGCCAGGGCGUGACAGUACCCGCCCCCAAAGGCGCGGACUCCGGCCGCGCCAACCAAACACCACAGGGGAGGGACCGGGUGGGCACUCCGCCUUGGCGGCGGAUCCGGCUCCGGGCCUGAUCCCCACUCCCUCAAAGUACCCCUGGUCCGGUCUGGCCCCGCUGGCCGGAGCUGGACUGCACACUGGUGGAGCGGAUUGCUCUAGCUCCGGCGUGAAGCAGCUGACCGGUGCCGGACCAGGGACCGGUGGAACAGGCACGGGCCGUGCCGGACUGACGACGCACACCACUGGCUUGGUGUGGGGAGCAGGAACGGGCCGGACCGGGCUGGCGACGCGCACCAUUGGCUUGGUGCGGGGAGCAGGAGCGGGCCGGACCGGGCUGGCGACGCGCACCAUUGGCCUGGUGCGGGGAGCAGGAACAGGCCGGGCCGGGCUGGCGACGCGCACCAUAGGCUUGGUGCGGGGAGCAGGAACAGGCCGGGCCGGGCUGGCGACGCGCACCAUAGGCUUGGUGCGGGGAGCAGGAACAGGCCGGGCCGGGCCGGCGACGCGCACCAUUGGCUUGGUGCGGGGAGCAGGAACAGGCCGGGCCGGGCUGGCGACGCGCACCAUUGGCUUGGUGCGGGGAGCAGGAGCGGGCCGGACCGGGCUGACGAAGCGCACCACUGACUUGGUGCGGAGAGCAGGAAUGGACCGGACAGGGCUGGCGACGCGCACCACAGGCUCGGUGCAAGGGACAGGAACAGACCGGACCGUACUGGGGACACACACCACUGGCCCUACGCAGGGAUCAGGAACGGGCCGGACCGGACUGGUAACACACCCCAGUACCUCUCGCCGUGCCUCUACACCUUCCUUCCCCUUUUUGACCAGUGGCCCCCGUAACCUGGCGGCCUCCUCUGCCAACCCGCUGGGCCGCUCUAUCGCGGUCUCCUGCUGCCCCGUCGUCCAUGGCGUGAGCCCCCCCCUAAAAAAAUUCUGGGCUUCUCUCCCUCCCGUGGACCAGGUCUCCAUAUCUCUCGCCAGCCUUUCGCCCUUCUGCUUCCAAGUCAAGCCCCCCUCUUGCUCACACGGCUUGACCCAGUCGAGGAGGCGCUGGAUAUCCGCUAGAGAUUUCCCUGGCGAUGGCUCCUGGACCCGCUGCUUGGUCCAGUUCUGGUGGGAUCUUCUGUCACGAUCGUCAUAUACAGAGGAGGACCAAGGCGCAGCAUGGAAGGUGAACAUGCUUUUUAUUAAUGUUACACGAACAAAACAAUAAACGAUAACGUGACGUCCUCGGUCUAACACAAACCACACUGGAACAAGAUCCCACACCAUACUGUGGGAUUAAGUAUGUUAUCAGAGCAAAAGAAAAUGUUUUGUCUGAUUAGACCAAUGGCCAAUAAAAUACUAGUGGAACCAAAUGGAAACUCACACCCUGGCUCACCCACAGAGUCUCAGAGCCAGGGCUCCUGUCAUUGUUGCCAAUGGUGGCCGGCGUGGACCUCGGAUCCAAAGGUGGCCUCCUACCUGGGCUACGGCCCCCCAGCCUGCUGUAGCCAUACGCAGCAGCACUACCUCCACUACUGAGUCUCCUGGAGGGAGGGGGUCAACAGAUACACGUGCCAGUACUGUACCAAAGCUGAGGGCUUCCAACAGCUCCUCUUAUCCAACGUGAGCUCCUCAAUACACAAAACAGACACUCCGCCAAUGCAAAGCAGGCAUGAAUAGACAAGCAGACCUGAUUUUUCAAACAGCCCUCCGAGAAUGUUGUCAUUAAGAGUUUCAUAUUGAUUAACUGCACAGUGGAUAAAUAAAUGUAUAAUUUGCAAGACUGCAUGCUUUAUUCUUAGUAAUGAAAUAAGAUAGACUUACUUAUUCUAAACACUUUGCAUACAACUGCUAAAUAUAGACUGUUUAAAUUCAAUUUAUUAGGGACAUUAACACAAAGGAAGAAGAGUGUACAAAAUGCAAUCAAUAUUGUACAGUACCAGUGCUUGCCAAAUAAUACACAGUGCAGUGCUAUUAAACACUUAAGUAUUUUGGCAGUUGCUAUGACAACAUUCUCCACUGCACUGCUCAUAUUAGACACUCCACGCAGCGCAAAUUCAAGAAAAAUCUAAUGUUUUCUGGACUUUAUUGCACACAUAUGAAAUCAAUUACUGCAUAAUUCUAUGGGAAACAUACUAGUUUUAAAGUUAGAAGGAUUCAGAAUGAUUGAAUUAAAAAAAACAGUCUAGGCUGCAGAGAAAAACAAUGCACAACAUACCAAUCAUACAUCAAAAAUAAUAAAAAGGAUCAAACCAGCAUGCCUAGCAACGUCAGUCCAAACAUUCAACACAUAAUACAGCAAUCUCCCUGAGAUUCACUGGGAUUUAUUCCCAAAGAGUUAAAGUUGAUAAUGCAUUAUUAACACACAGGCUUGUGUUUUGAUCAUUGAGGUGAUAGAUACAUAUCUCCUGCAAUUAUAAAAAUUGUCAAUUUAUGAAAUAAUCCAAGAAACAGCUGCUGAUUAGAACUAGUGUACAGGGACAGAGAGAAGAAAUGUGCAUAUUUGGCAAAAAAAAAACAGCUUGCUGUCAAUUGGGCUUCGAAUCCAAUUCUAUAUUGGCACGCUUACAUCCCAUUCCUCCCCAUGCUGGCUUGGAGGACACAGGCCCUGUAACAGUCUAGAGUGGUGGUUCCCAACUCCAGUCCUCGAGUACCUCCAACAGUACACAUUUCUAUUGUAGCCCCAGACAAGCAGACCUGAUUCAACUUGUCAACCAAUCAUCAGGCCCUCAAUGAGUUGAAUCAGUUUAUUUUUGCCCGGGUCAACAACAAAAAUGUGUGCUAUUGGGGGUACUCGAGGACUGGAGUUGGGAACCACUGGUCUAGAGUGUAGUAUUGUAUCUAACACACCAUUUUGAGGUCGGUGUGCUGGAGGAUUGGGGUGCUGUAGGCGGAGUCCCAGUCCCUUUCGAACACGGCCUGUAGUUGUGCCUGGACCGUAGGCUCCGCUGACUGGGCAGCCGUUUGGUUCACCACCAAAGCCGAUCCAGCAGUGUUCACAAAAUAGUCUCCAGACCAGUUAGAGGUACCUGGUGAUCAAUGGGAAACACAAAGUUGCAUUUUGUUGUGCAUGGGAUGUAAUUCUGUAGGUUGUGCAUAACUUCUGAGAAGUUACCUCUGGUUUUUACAUCAGAAAUUAUUGAUUGUACUGAUACAGUAGCAUGACUGGUGCAUAUGCUAUCUAGGAGAGAGCAGAAUUACCUAUGUAGGCAACCUUGUCUGUCACCAUGUACUUGUUAUGGUUGACUCUGGCAAAGGGGAUUUCUUUCUGCUUGGGACUGGCUGGCACAACAAAGAGUUUCUGUAAAACAGUGAAGAAGAGUUUAAUAUCUAACAAUUGCUCUUCUGGAGGAGCUUACCAUACUAAUGAUGAUAAGUAAAGUGCAUGAGUAGCGAGAGGUCCUACUCACCACCUGGACAUCCAGCUUGGCCUUGGGUUCCUGCAUUGAAUCCAAGGCUUUCAGGAAGGGGAUCAUGACAGGCGAAGAGCUCGCCCAACAGCUGAUGAGCAGGCGCACCUUCACCCGCUUCUCGUAUGCCACGCGUCUGAUCUGA
This is a messenger RNA of Coregonus sp. 'balchen', 4896 nucleotides long. NCBI's taxonomy places the organism in Eukaryota, Metazoa, Chordata, Actinopteri, Salmoniformes, Salmonidae. The record is from the annotation of a GenBank genome assembly.